UGCGCUAACAUUUGACGUAUCACCUGAGCUAGCUUUCAAAUAAACCGGGAAAUAUCUGUUUAUGUCUGUUUUAUUUGGAAGUGUGUGGUGUGUGACAAUGGCUGACCUGGAAGAAAUCUGCCAACACUUUCAGAAUAAACUCUCAUCCUUGCAGUGCAUUCUGGAUCUGUCUGCUGCUGACUUGCCCCAGCAGAAGAUAAAGAAACUGGGACAAGAAGUAUUGGGACUUGGAAGAAUUCUGGAGGAGUUUGAAAAACGUGUCGACCAGCAGAAAGAGCAACUAAAGCAGUUAAAGGAACUUGAGAAGUUAUUUCAAAAUGAUCUGGAGAGUGUUCAGCACAUGAAGGACAACUUUCCCGCACACAUUCCUAAAAGAAAAAGUCCAGUCAAGGACAACAAACCAGCCGAUGAUCAGCCAGCCCAGGCCGAAAAGACUAAGAAGAUCAGCAGGAACUUAGUGAAAGAGAUGGAUUAUAUCACUACACAGGAAUAUGAGAGCAUCCCUCAUUACAUGAAAGGACGUGUUUCAUAUGAGCAGCUCAAUGCUGUGGUGGAAGGCAUCAACACUGCUGUAGCAGCCAAGUACAGGAUCCUCUGUCAGCCACUGAAGGCUCUUAAUAAUCAUUCACGCAAGUUGCAGCAGCGCUUCAAGGUCCAGGAAACCAAAGAUACAAAAGGACAGUUUUUUGUCGUGGACGAGGACAUACGUGAGUUCACCCAGAUGAAAGUGGACAAACGCUUUCAGGGGAUCCUGAACAUGCUGCGACAAUGUCAGCGUCUCCGUGAGGUCAGAGGGGGCGGACUGGUCCGUUACAUGUUGAUGUGAAAGGACACACUUCCUUCUUAGCCUUAACACCAUGACAACACUGCAGGCUGUAAUUAUGUAUGUUUUAGUGAAGGAGACUGUUGUGGAUUCUAUUGAGCAUUUGUCACAUAACUUGUGUUAAUGAGACAAAGUUUGUUCUUGCUUUGAUUUGGAUUGAAUAUUUACUUACAGGUAAAAUUGCAAAACAUUACAGUCUUAAAGCAUUUAUUUUUACUCUUCUGGGGUCAGUACAGUUUAGUGUCUGUGUACGCUGUAGCUAAAUUAUGUCUUUCACUGAACCAAUGGGACGCAGUGAACAAGCCUUCAUUUUGUCAGUGACCUUUGAUGUAAAUUGAGAUGAAAAGAAAUCUGUCACACCAAUACUUCGCUCCCGUUUCAAACAUUUUUGUUUUCGUUUCCUGUUUUCGCUGAAAGUUGUUGUACUCUUAGGACCACAUUUUUCUCCAUUGCCUUCCUGUGCAAUUCCACUGGAAAAACGUUCCCUCUUUCAGCAUGAUACGAAGCAAAGUGUAGCACAAGGGGCUGGGAUUUUACCAGGCUAGGUAUUUACUGACUUAUUCUAAUAAGACACACUGGACUGAGACACAGCAGAGAGGUGAGAAGUCCAGAUAUGUUAUCUUUCCACAAAUAACAGAAGACACAAAAGAAGCACAUGCACCAGCCUUGCCUCGGUCGGUCGGACGGCCUCGCUGUGUGAAUGGGUGAAUGACUCUCUUUCACAGUGUUUUCACACUGAACACAGUGUGUAGCGCUUUGGGUCCUUUGGACUUAAUCCAGUCCAUUUCCAAGCAGGUCCAGCUGGAAAACAAAAU
Gambusia affinis (western mosquitofish) is the source of this 1638-nucleotide messenger RNA. It is a transcript of the gene ska1, whose product is annotated as spindle and kinetochore associated complex subunit 1. Gene Ontology annotation, molecular function: microtubule binding. Gene Ontology annotation, biological process: mitotic cell cycle; cell division; regulation of microtubule polymerization or depolymerization. Gene Ontology annotation, cellular component: mitotic spindle; outer kinetochore; spindle microtubule. The transcript is spliced from 7 exons. Lineage: Eukaryota; Metazoa; Chordata; Actinopteri; Cyprinodontiformes; Poeciliidae. The record is from RefSeq and is a predicted model, not a curated record. Bases 62 to 826 code for a protein of 254 amino acids.